Molecule: messenger RNA, 3420 nt
Organism: Zalophus californianus (California sea lion)
Lineage: Eukaryota; Metazoa; Chordata; Mammalia; Carnivora; Otariidae
Gene: SEPTIN2
Product: septin 2
Exons: 13
Coding region: 248-1336 (362 amino acids)
Biological process (GO): regulation of exocytosis; cytoskeleton-dependent cytokinesis; cell division
Cellular component (GO): septin ring; cell division site; septin complex
Molecular function (GO): GTPase activity; molecular adaptor activity; GTP binding
Source: RefSeq, a predicted model, not a curated record
GCUGCCGCCAUCUUCCUGGAGGAGAGGACCGGAGGCGGAGGCUCCCGGCCCGUGGUCGCUCCGCACUCUUACCGUGACCUGUCCUACCCCCGCCCGCCUCUCUUCUCCUCAGCGGCCACUUAGCUCCUUGUAAAGAAACGCACUUCAUCCCACUCUACGUACGCACAAAGCAAAACUCACGUUACCUGUUCCCCUCUUAUCAGCGUAAGGAAACCAAGCUCAUAAGAUCAAGAAAACUUCACUGAAGAUGUCUAAGCAACAACCAACUCAGUUUAUAAAUCCAGAAACUCCUGGCUAUGUUGGAUUUGCAAAUCUUCCCAAUCAAGUUCACCGAAAAUCAGUGAAAAAAGGUUUUGAGUUCACACUAAUGGUGGUCGGUGAAUCAGGGCUAGGAAAAUCAACUCUCAUAAACAGCCUGUUCCUGACUGAUCUCUACCCAGAAAGAAUCAUACCCGGAGCUGCAGAGAAAAUUGAAAGAACUGUCCAGAUUGAGGCUUCAACUGUGGAGAUUGAGGAGCGAGGGGUCAAGCUGCGCCUGACAGUGGUGGACACACCUGGCUAUGGGGACGCCAUCAACUGCAGGGAUUGUUUUAAGACCAUCAUCUCCUACAUCGAUGAGCAGUUUGAACGGUACCUGCAUGACGAGAGUGGUUUAAACAGGCGGCACAUCAUCGAUAACAGGGUGCACUGCUGCUUUUACUUUAUCUCACCCUUUGGACAUGGACUCAAGCCUUUAGACGUCGCAUUUAUGAAAGCGAUACACAAUAAGGUGAACAUUGUGCCUGUCAUUGCCAAAGCCGACACCCUCACCCUGAAGGAACGGGAGCGCUUGAAGAAAAGGAUUCUGGAUGAGAUUGAAGAACAUAGCAUCAAAAUCUAUCACUUACCUGAUGCAGAAUCAGAUGAAGAUGAGGACUUUAAAGAGCAGACUAGACUUCUCAAGGCCAGUAUCCCGUUCUCUGUGGUUGGAUCCAAUCAGUUGAUUGAAGCCAAGGGCAAGAAGGUCAGAGGCCGCCUCUACCCAUGGGGCGUUGUGGAGGUGGAGAACCCGGAGCACAACGACUUUCUGAAGCUGCGGACGAUGCUCAUCACCCACAUGCAGGAUCUCCAGGAGGUGACCCAGGACCUUCACUAUGAAAACUUCCGUUCCGAGAGGCUCAAAAGAGGCGGCAGGUUAAAAGUGGAAAACGAUGACAUGAAUAAAGACCAGAUCCUGUUGGAGAAGGAAGCAGAGCUUCGCCGCAUGCAGGAGAUGAUCGCAAGGAUGCAGGCGCAGAUGCAGCUGCAGAUGCAGGGUGGGGACGGCGAUGGUGUGGUCCACGGGCACCAUGUGUAAGAAAAUGCUUUUACAAGAUACAGAAAACAUUCCGCAUGAGUACCACAGCUGCGUGUUUCCAAGAGAUCAUUGGAGGGGUGCCCAUCCACAUUUUACAGUACCUGUGCCUGAGAAUUUAAUUUUUUUUUAAACUUUUGAUGUGUUUUGUAUGAAGUUCUUUUAACAUUUGUAUUUCGUUGCUAUGUUAUACUUUAUAUUCUGUGAGGUGAACCUUCCAUUUUCAUUUUUCUUCCACCUUAACUAACCACUAAUAUUGGAAUUGAUUUCCAGGAUCAGUCAGUAUGUAUAAUUAACAUUGAAUUUCUUUGAUUUGGCUGGCCUAACUGACUAAUUGUUGAGGAGCACUCUUGAUUUCAUUUCUAGAACAUUCGGACGUAGCCAGCAUGUGCCUGGGUGCUAGUGACGUGGACCCAGUGAUACGGAAAGAUGAGCUGGCGUCUGCAGGGCAUUUACCUACCAGGUCACCAAGAUGGAGAUUCUCCAUUGCUUCGCUUUGUUUUGAGCACAACACCUAAAACCAGUUUUGCUGCUAUAAUUCAAUGCUGUUAAUUCAUCUGCACAUUUACUUUUUUACCAAGUAAAACAGUGGUAUUACUAUCUAAUAUGUGUAUGCUAAAAUAGCUCUUUUAAAAAAAACAGGCAGUUAGGAGCAAAUUUUAAGAAGUCUUUGGAUUCUGAUGCUAGGUCAUUUUUUAAGCUGCUCUGCAGAGAACCUGCCACAGCCACGUUUUGUAGUGUUCCCCACUGAUACCAGUUACCCUCCACUACGGACAGCGAGCGUCCCAUCAGCUCCAGUUUUCAUAUUACAGCAGUGAUUCUUACCUACGCAGAGAGAGCCAAUAAACGAUUUUUACUCAACUAACAUGAAAAGUUACUUUUUUAAGGAAAAUUAAUAAAUGAUUUAUUUAAAAACCAGCCUUUUUCAUUUUUAUAUGGCACUCUAAUGUGCUUUCUGUAACUACAGGUUUAUAAGAUCUGCCUGAGCAGUGAGAAUCAGGGUCCUUUGGGGGGUAGCCCUCUGAACCCAGACCUGUCCUGGGCCCUGAGGCUAAUGGCCCCAUGAUGCCUGAAUGCCGACCAGGUUUUCCUGAUUUGGCUUUCCUUUAACUGGUUCUCUAAAAUUUUUAAUAGUUUUCUGAAAGGAGGCAAAUAGCAGCGGUCAUUUUUUUAUGUGCAGGUUGUUACCCAUUUUCAGCCAUCGUCACGUCCUUCGGUAUGUGUACUACAAACCUCCCUGUAUGUUGGGUGAGACUGAAAGACAUUUCAAAUCUGCACCGUGGUCUGACUGGUCAGUCUUCUGUGCUCUGUGGCCUUGGCCCUUUCCUUCCUUCCAAGGGGUGCUGAGAGGCUCCAGGGCUUGCUUUUUUCAACAUUUCUACUGACAUUGGGAAAGUGGCCCCGAGAGUGACAGGUGAAAGGACACCUGGAGGGAGCAGGUGUUCGCUCCAUGUUUUCAUUUUGCUCUAACAGGAGGGGCAGAGAUGUAGAAAACGCUUCCCCUGAGGAUGGGAAGAGUUUUUGCUUGGGCCAGACAAAAUAAAGUGACGUGGUCGAAACACGUUAGUCACAGAGGCGGGCCAUAGACAAUAAUCAGGUGUUCUUGAGAACUUUAUCUUCCCACUGUUGCAUAAUGGUGACUAGUCACAAGCCUUAGGCUCAGGCACAGUUGUACAAAGUUCUUACCAAGAGAAGGUGUUAAGUGACUUUAGCACCUCCGUGCAAGGCCAGCUAUCUGGGUUAUUUUGGCAUUAAGUACACUAGUAAAAGCUGUUUAAAAGGUGGAGCUGGGGGCACAUGUACAUGUGGUGGCUGCAGGCCCCCCGUAUGUUCGGGUAGAACUGCGAGGGCCAGCUGCUACCUGAUAAGCGUUAUGCAGGGUGGGUGAACCUACACUGUCUCACUUCUACAUCCCCCUCUGUUUUGCUGCCCAAAUCUAAAUAAAUACUUUCACUUAGCGAUAACUGCUUUUACUAAGAGAUAAUCUUUACCUAUAGAAAUGUAUUUUGAAAACUUAUUUUACACAGCAAUUUUGUAUCCGUUGAAACUAACCUUUUAUCAAUAAAGCACUAUUAUUUGGCUAUUAA